AUGCGAAACGAGACAAAGAAAUCAGGGGGAGAUGCCUAUCUUACCACCGGGUGUUACAACCACUAUGGUAAAGGAUUUGUGCAUGUCAACAGACAUGUCGCCCUAGGAGGAGCCAUCAGCGGGACUUCGACUAUUGGGGGAGACCAAUUCGAUAUAGCCUUCCAGAUUUGGAAGGAUCCCCUUUCAGGCCAUUGGUGGUUGGGUAUGGGCCUGAAUGUAGUCCCGAUCGGUUACUGGCCCGUCGAGCUAUUCACUACUCUCUCUGGUCAUGCCUCCGAAGUACAGUGGGGUGGGGAGGUUCUGUACCUGAACAGCUCUGGAAUGAGCAAUACCACCCAGAUGGGUUCCGGGAAAUUUCCAGGAAAAGGAUUCAGGAAAGCAGCAUAUUUCUGCAACCUGCAGAUUGCUGAGAAGAACCGUUCCUUUCUGCCGCUUCGAGACUUUCAGAUAGGAGCUACUCAGCCUGACUCCUACGGCGUUAAGAAGACGCAUAGUACCGGCUGUGGAGAGCAUUUCUACUAUGGAGGGCUAGGGCCACUACGAUCGUCGUCUUUUCGUAGCGAUCCUUUAGCUCUUGUGGUUUUAUUUUUUGCUAUUUCUUUUGUUGUUUAGUUAUCAUUCUGUAGCCACUUCAUAUAAUAUAUGUGCUACCUACUUUAAUCGUUUGUGUGUGUAUUGUAAAAGAUUCAGUUGAGAAAAUUUAUAUUUUCAGUUU
This is a messenger RNA of Raphanus sativus (radish), 715 nucleotides long. RefSeq lists its product as uncharacterized. The transcript has 3 exons. NCBI's taxonomy places the organism in Eukaryota, Viridiplantae, Streptophyta, Magnoliopsida, Brassicales, Brassicaceae. The coding region runs from base 1 to 612 and encodes 203 amino acids. The record is from RefSeq and is a predicted model, not a curated record.